This is a messenger RNA of Salpingoeca rosetta, 1955 nucleotides long. RefSeq lists its product as uncharacterized. Bases 55 to 1656 code for a protein of 533 amino acids. Lineage: Eukaryota; Choanoflagellata; Craspedida; Salpingoecidae. Gene Ontology annotation, molecular function: N-acylphosphatidylethanolamine-specific phospholipase D activity. Gene Ontology annotation, cellular component: membrane-bounded organelle; cytoplasm. Gene Ontology annotation, biological process: N-acylethanolamine metabolic process; N-acylphosphatidylethanolamine metabolic process. The record is from RefSeq and is a predicted model, not a curated record. The transcript is spliced from 11 exons.
AACGAUUUGAUGCACAAAUAACCAAUUCUUCUUAUCUCUGCUUGUUGGACGUGGAUGUGUGUUGGCUUUACGCGCCACAACCACGAAGCAACUGGACCAGCCUCACACAAACCUCCUCCCCCGCUUCAGUCUCAGCUCUUGUGUCGGGUGCUCGCCUUGAGCAUCGACGUCGUUUGCUGCGUUGGUGUCAGUUGGCAUUCAUUGUUUGUUUGUGACGCUUCCUGUGUGAAACCGGCCACCAUCCACGGGCGUCGGGUGCUGCUCGGCUCACUGUCCCGCUUUGCUGGACACCAGCUUUGGGGUCGGAGCCACCGCGCGUCGUCGCAACUCCAGCUGCUUGGGACGCGGCGCUUCCUUCGCUUUCUCUCCCGCAACCAGCUGUGCUCCCAGCAAGCGCUAGCUGCCAGGUUUGAACAGCCUCAACAGCAGCAACAGCAGCAAGCGGAGGUGAGGGACGCAGAGCCAAUGACCACAGUCAACGUGGAAGAGGCCUUUCCAAACCAGGACGCUGCCGUAAUGGACACUCCACCACAAGCACAAGAGGGCGGCGCACAGGCCAGCAGUGCCUCAGCGCCCGAGACGGACGACAUGGCCAAGUCCUACCCUUUGGAACGCAACGGGCGCUUCCACAACCCGUUUGACACCUUUGACAUGAAAGAACAUUCAAGGUUUGGGCGGCUGUUCAAGCUGCUGUUCGACGUCAUGACCAAGGACGAGUCCAACAUCCCUUCGGCUGCUGUGCUUGAUGAGACGCUGCCUGUGCGAACCCCAGAUAUGGAGGUGCUGCGCUCCCCGCCAACAGACCGCAUGCACGUCACGUGGUGCGGCCACGCAGCCAUCUUGGUGCAAAUGCAAGGCCAGUCCAUCUUGUUUGAUCCCGUCUUCAGCGAGCGCUGCUCUCCUUCCUCCUACUUUGGGCCAAAGCGGUACCGGCCAACACCUCUGCGGCUGGAGGAGCUGCCGCGUAUUGACAUGUGCUGCGUCUCACACGACCACUACGACCACAUGGACCGGGAGUCCAUUCGCACCCUCCACCGCCUCAACCCGCACAUGCGAUGGUUUGUGCCCCUGCGCUGUGACGAUGUGUUGCGCGACGCUGGGGUGCCUGCCUCAUCCAUCACACAGCUGACGUGGUGGCAGGAGUCAACCGUCACCCUCCCCAACGACAAUGGCGACAUGACAUUCGUCCUCACUCCGGCACAGCACUGGGGCCGCCGCAACACGUUUGACAUGUUUAAGAGGCUCUGGGGCUCCUGGUGUGUCAUCGGCAAGGAUCAGCGGUUCUACUUCACGGGCGACACGGGCUACUGUCGCGCGUUUAAGGAAAUUGGCCACCACUAUGGCCCCUUUGAUGUCGCAGCCAUCCCCAUCGGUGCAUACGCCCCGAGGUGGUUCAUGAAGCCGCACCACAUCAACCCCGAGGAAGCGGUGCAGCUGCACAAGGACCUGCGCGCCGUCAAGUCGUUUGGUAUCCACUGGGGCACGUUCAAGCUCACCAUCGAGAAUUAUUUGGAGCCGCGCGAGGAGCUCGAGGCCCAAACCAAGGCGGCAGGGCUUGCACCUGAUGAGUUUACGACCAUGGAGCACGGGGAAACGCGCGCAUAUUUCCCGCUGAAACCCACUCCUAAAGAGGACGAGCAAGUCAUUGUUGUUUAGCGCUGCCACAAUCCUUGUGCUUGCCCUGUUCUUUGCUGUUUGUGUUUUUUUUUUCGGAGUGCGUCUGAACGCGCAUUGUUGGUUGGUUGUGUUGACCGCGCCACACAUGUCAUGUUGCUCGCACGCGGUUGGAUGAGGCCUGUGGUGUUGCUGUUGUGAAUUCGUGUUGGCGCAAAAAGGGAACUGUUCUGAUCUGUGUGGAUGCGUGGGUGUUAUUGUUGUUGCGGCAGUUGGCAUUUUGCAACUCAUACACAGCCAAUUUGACUCGAAGCUCUUGAGUUGUUUGGCACAACAGCGCA